Haliotis rufescens (red abalone) is the source of this 5471-nucleotide messenger RNA. Its product is annotated as EF-hand calcium-binding domain-containing protein 4B-like. The transcript is spliced from 24 exons. The record is from RefSeq and is a predicted model, not a curated record. Lineage: Eukaryota; Metazoa; Mollusca; Gastropoda; Lepetellida; Haliotidae. Bases 954 to 3383 code for a protein of 809 amino acids. Gene Ontology annotation, molecular function: calcium ion binding; GTP binding; GTPase activity.
UCAAGUGUAAACGUCAACAGGUGGUUCGAAGUCUUGAGGAUGAUAAGGUCUGCUGGUGUGACAACAAUAUGUUUCAGCCACCUGUUGAAAUAGUGGAAAUCCUUUAUAACCUCGGAAACAUCACGGAACGAAUCAAUCCAGCUGAUGUAGCUAUUUAAAUGAAGAUACAUUGAAUGAAGAAGAAUAUUGGCUGACAUCUUCCCAUGAAUCAAUAAAGUUUACUUGUAUCAGGUGGAGGAAUUUGCUGUGGUGGUAUCACCAGGCAAUUAAUAUUGUCAGUGUCACAACAAAUUCACUGGCAGGAAAGUGUUAUCUCUUGAUUUCCAUCCCAAAUUGUGUUUGACAUUGAACAAGGCUUUGUAGCCAAAACCAUGUGUAAACAAGUGGCUUUGGACAAAUAAACCAUCACAGGUGAUGAAGUGAAGAAUUGGAAGAUUCCCUUGUUUGAGACGCAGGGAACAUAUCAGUAGCUUAUCAGGACUCUUCAGAUGACCUAUCAGUGACAGAGCCAAUGUGUCACGCUUCAGUCAUCAACAGUGCAAUACGUGACUACCCAACACCCCUGUCAUUCCAAAUGGACUAGUCUAUCACUUGUUGCCAAGAAAUCCAUUUAUUUUAUUUCGAACAUUUUCACACGAUAUUAUUCCUGUAUUGUUAUGCAACGUAUAUGUGUAAUAAGCUCUGUAGUUUAUUGAUUGUGAUAUUAACUGACUGUUCCAUUAUUACCAGAGGGGUGUUGACUGACAACAGGUGUGAGAUAAUAUAAUGAAUGGCGAUUGGUGCUUUAUAGGAAUGUUAUGCAUGCACAUCAGGCGCAGUGCUGCUCUGAGCUAUCUGUCAUAAUCACCCCAAGCAAGAGUUUUGAUAGCGGCAACCUGUUCAACUAUUCCACCCAACUUGGCAGCUUUCAGUAGAUUUUGGAACUAUUGGCACACUAAAGGAUAAGUGACGAAAUGACGGAGCCGGAUCAAGAUGAGAUUCAUGAGAUUAUGGUGCAGAAGGCCACGGAACUGUUCAAAGUGUGUGAUAAAGAGGAAAAUGGUGUUAUUUCUAAACGGGAUAUGCAACGUCUGCGGAGUGAGCUCCCCUUGUCUCCAGAUAUGUUGGAGGAUGUCUUUGAUUCACUGGAUCUCGAUGGAAACGGAUUUCUUACUCUUCAGGAAUUUAUUGAUGGAUUUGAAAGAAUUAGGACGAAUACGGAUAGAGUGUCUAGCAAGUGUGAAUCAUCAAAUCCAUCUGAAAGGAAUACUCACAGGUUUCGGCGUAAAAAAUUGCAGUCCCUGCAUUGCAGUUUCCUGGGGAUGAAGCCAGGAGGGACGGGGUCGAUGGAGGAGGAGGAGGGGGAGGAGCGUGUUUACGAGGACGAGGAUGACGGUGCCAAUACUGUGGAGGUGGAGAAACACUUCCAGGAGAUGAUGAAUAAUGUUGGCGCCAAAAGAUUCUUCAACGAUGACGACACAAUCAAGGCAUUAUGGGUUAAGCUGCGUGCAGAUGAGCCUGAACUUCUCGGGGACUUUGAGGAAUUCCUGAAUCGAGUCACCAGCAAUAUCAAACAGUCCCAGAAUGACUUCGAAAGUCUUGAAACAGCUCUCAGGAGCAAAACUAAUGCACAUGAUGAAGAGGUAAGAAAACUGUAUGAAGAAAUGGAGACACAGAUAAAGCAGGAGAGAGAUCGCAUUCUGAAAGAGGAGAAGGCAAAGGAGAAACAGCUUCGUGAAGAGAUGGAGAGGGAGAUAUUCGAGAAGGACCGACAGCUGCAGGAGUUACUCCAAAAACACCAGGAGAUGGAAUCCCAGCUGGAGGUUCUCAAUAUGACAGAGACAGAGACAAAGCAGGAAAAUGAAAAGUUGAUGAAUGACAAGGAGAGGCUUGAGGAGCUGCUGAUGACUUCCCAGGAUAAUCUGGAGGAGUCCAAGACGUACAUCAACCAGCUCCGGGAACAAGACAAGCACCACACCAAGGAGAGAGCCAGACUUUCAGGAUUUGAACUGAGAGAACAAAGGGGAGGUAAUCCUCUUAUACGCAAGGGGAGACGACUCCAGGGAAAUGAUGAGCCUAUUUCUGAUAGCCGGAGAGCUGCGAUGAAGAUGACGGAGGGCAUCGCCAUGGAGAGAGAGAGCUUAGUGAAGCAGCUCGACAUGCUCAGGGAUAUGAACCGAAAAUUGCGAGACGACAAGGACGAAGCUGAGGCAGCGGAAUCAAGGCGGGAUCCAUCCCCAAAUGCGCUAGACCGAGAACUGUCUGAACAGGCACUUUCAACGACUGAGACUCUCCCGGACCGCAGUGACCCCAUCGACCUCACUGACCGCAGUGAAGUCGGGCCGGUCAGGAAGAAACUCACAAAACAGGGCUCCGUCCUCUCUAACUACUUCCCCGGGUCUACAGACAGAAGGUCCAAUCCGAGGACCUCUGAGACGCUUUCAGAGGAUGUAGACGGACAUCUUGCGGACAUUGACGAUGACAUUGAGUGUGAUGAAGACGACAACUACAACAGUCAUUCAUUGUUAUCAACUAAUCUCAACUCUGUAAAUGGAUCUAUGAAUGAAGAAAUGUACACUUCUCAAGGACAUGAUAAUUCAAUGUAUGUGGAAUCUGGAUACAGCGUGAGGCAGCCCAAUGGCAGGGAUGUCAACUCCAGCGAUACAGAGAGUGAAGCAGCAGCAAGGGGACAUAACUCUAGGUUAAAAAAUGGUCAUUCCCAUAAUGCAUUUGUGGAUGGUCUGCGUGGACAGCCAGUGGGGGCUACAGCAACAGUGGAGAGUGGUGACAGGGGACUUCAGCCAGCGGAGCCGACCGGGCCGGAGAGGAUAUUCAAGGUCGUGUUUGUGGGGGACUCUGGCGUGGGCAAGAGCAGCUUUAUAUAUCGGUUCUGUCACCGCAACUUCAAGCAGUCCUUCAGUGCCACUAUCGGUGUGGACUUCCAGAUCAAGACUAUGAUGAGUGAGGGGAAGCUGAUAGCUCUGCAGCUGUGGGACACCGCUGGACAAGAGAGGUUUCGGAGCAUCACCAAGCAAUAUUUCCGGAAGGCGGAUGGCGUCAUCGUCAUGUAUGAUGUCACAUCCGAGAACUCCUUCGUCAACAUCCGGAACUGGAUGAACAGUGUCAAGGAAGGAGUGGAUGACGAUACGGUCAUUGUGAUCGUGGGUAACAAGAUGGAUCUCGCUGAAAACGACAACAAACGUGUCAUCAAAACUAAAGAUGGCAUUAAGUUUGCUGAUGAGUAUGGUGCUCUGUUCUAUGAGACCAGUGCUAAGAUAGGGAGUGGUGUCACAGAAACCAUGGAGGCCCUAGCAUGUGUCCUGCGGGAGAAGGAGGAUAAGUCUAUUGAAGCUGCCCUGAGGCUGGAGGCCGGGACAAUCAAGAAGAAAGGAUGCUGUUCUUGAUAGAAAGAAGAACAUGUAAAUGGCUGGGGUGGGAUACAGAGGGGAGACAACUGAGAGUAUUACUUGAGGGGAGAUAACUGAGAUUAUUGAUAGGGGAGAUAACUACGAGGGGCUGUAACUGAUUGAUAUCUUGCAGAAAGGGAGACUACUGAUUGAUAUAUUAGAGGAGGGGAAAUAUGUGUUUGAUAUAUUGCAGGAAGAGAGAUACCUAAUUGAUAUAUUACAGAAGAGGAGAUAACUCUCUGAUAUAUUACAGGAGGGGACAUGACUGGGAGAUAUAAGGGAGAGAACUGAUAUUACAUAAAGGGCUAUAACAGUGAUUAUUACUGGAGGGAUAUAAAUUGAUUAUUGUAUGAAGGGAAUAACUGAAAGUGAAAUAACUGAUAUUGUGGAAGGGGACGCUACUGUUACCUCAUGGUAGUUACAGAAUGAAGGAAUGAACUUCAGUGAAAAGGUCACUUUCAAAUGUCAGACCAUCAACAAUGGCAGCAAUGUUGAACUCUCUGAGGCUGAGCUUUGACCCAGAUUACAGGUUAACAUUGAACUCUCUGAGGCUGAGCUUUGACCCAGAUUACAGGUUAACAUUGAACUCUCUGAGGCUGAGCUUUGACCCAGAUUACAGGUUAACACUGAACUCUCUGAGGCUGAGCUUUGACCAAGAUUACAGGUUAAAAUUUAAUCCAUCUCACAGACACUGAGGUUAAUCAAUGAGUAUUUGCAUGCGGUAUACUCAUUGUGUUGAUCAUGGAACUUUGACUGUGUCAACAUCUGAAGAAAUCCGGACUAAAAUGGUCUUCCAGGGUAUGAGUAGUUGUGAUGGAAAAGAUAAAAGGACUGUUCAUGAAUCUUCUUCAGAACCAAGAACUGUUCCUCAAUCUCCUCCAGAUCCCAGGACUGUUCAUCAAUCUCCUCCAGAACCCAGGGCUGUUCAUCAAUCUCCUCCAGAACCCAGAACAGUUUCUCAAUCUCCUCCAGAGCCCAGGACUGUUCCCCAAUCUCCUCCAGAACCCAGAACUGUUCCCCAAACUCCUCCCGACCCAGGGCUGAUCAUCAAUCUGUUCGAAAAUCGCCUCCAGAUCCCAGAACAGUUUCUCAAUCUCCUGCAGAACCCAGAACUGUUUCUAAAUCUCCUCCAGAUCCCAGGACUGUUUCUCAAUCUCCUCCAGAUCCCAGGACUGUCCCUAAAUCUCCUCCAGAAAUCAGGACUGUUCAUCAAUCUCCUCCAGAUCCCAGGACCUUUCAUCAAUCUCCUCCAGAUCCCAGGACUGUUGAUACACCUCUUCCAGUACAGCACCCAGUAUGAAUGUCCACAAUUGCCAGACUAUCUUGAUAUGUGUGAAAUUAUGGACUACAAGCUACUGUUCGACUUACAGACAACCUGAAAAAGUUCUUCAUUGUAUCAAGUCAUGCAGAGUGUGAGAACUUUACCUUCCACAUGAACAUUGACUCUGUGCUCUCCAUCCCAUAGUAUGGGAGUCUGCCAUUGCUGAAGCGUCUUCACUGGAUGUAGUUUUCAAGUUGUGUCCAGAUUUCACAGGUUUGAAAGAAUUUCAUAGAUAUAGAGUUAGAAAUCCAUCCUUGUGUUACACUUUGUAUGGUUAAUUCAUUUUAUAUUAAAACAUUAACCAGUGGAAUCACUAAAUGUGCAAUAACAUGUAUGUUUUAGUCAUUGUAUAUAGUACUCUGUUUAUCGGAAUGAAAGUCGCCAUUUAGCUGUUUGUCCUGAAACGUUUUAGAGACAUCUAGGUCGAUUGUUUCUGUCACAAGAUCAUGAUGUUGUAGAUGAUAUUUUAGCGGCAUUGAUUCAUCGGCUCACAACAUCAUUCCAAUGCACAGUACAUGCAAGUGUGUGACAAAAUGUUGAACGUUUGUGUACAUAUUUACCACGUAGCCUUACAUUGUCCGUUUUAUUCUGUAUUUGUACAUAUCAAGCACAACAUUUUAUGUGCACAGAGAUGUUUUGUGGUGCUUGCAUGAACAUUGCUGGACCAAGAUCAUGUUCUGAAAACAUUGUUGAGUUUUGAGAUAUUUUACCAAAUUUUAUUCAAAGCCAUUUUGGUGAAGGAAUAAACCUAUUUAAAAAACAAA